This is a messenger RNA of Alexandromys fortis (reed vole), 8912 nucleotides long. RefSeq names its product lamin tail domain containing 1 (gene Lmntd1). The coding region runs from base 103 to 1326 and encodes 407 amino acids. Lineage: Eukaryota; Metazoa; Chordata; Mammalia; Rodentia; Cricetidae. The record is from RefSeq and is a predicted model, not a curated record. The transcript is spliced from 9 exons. Gene Ontology annotation, cellular component: nuclear envelope; cytoplasm.
GCGGCAGUGCACCCUGGCGGGCCUGUAGCCUUGCUAUGCCUCACCUUGCCUCAUCUCGCCUGGUGCGGAAACGCUACUUGGCCACGCCGGGGAGACCUGCAGAUGGUGAUUCUUCAGGAGACAAGAGAAGAGAAGUGUGAAGGUGUGAUAGCAGCCAAGCAGCCGUCUUCGGUUCACUUUUUCCCAAUGAUGAUAGAUCUGGACAACAUGCAGAUACGGUUGUCAGAGUCGCUUUCCAGUGAAAUUCCCACCAGCUUCUAUCAGAUGACUAGCGCCCAGAAUAGCGGUCUAACCGUAUCCUCAGCAGGACCACUCACUUCUAAAUCUACCAUCAUGAGCCUCUCCCGAGGAGACACCAGCCUGGUAAAGCAGAGCUCAAGCUUCAUGACUCCAAAGAAACAACACCUAAUGAGCUUUGACUCGGCCACACUUGUUCUGGGGGAAGGAGAAGAUUAUUUUCUUUCUUUAUUUGGAGACUCGAGAAAACUCACGGCACGCUCUUCUCAAUCCGAGGAUGUCACCAAACACCUGUCUGUGAUUCUUGAAGAAGUCGGCCAGUUUACAUCCAGUUCUCUCGAAGACAUCAAAAUAGCUGAUGUAAACGUCAAGGGAUUGUUCGUGCGGCUCAUUAACUCUUCCGAAGACAAAGAAGUGGGGAUUGGAAACCACAUUCUCCAACAGAAUGUGAACGGGCACGCAGUUUCCCUGUACCGGUUCCCCCACAACGUCGCGAUGCAGGCCAGUUCCACAGUGACAGUGUGGGCAGCAGCAGCAGAAGCAAAGCCCGAGCCACCAACAGACUUUGUUUGGGAGGAACAGAACAGGUUCCGAUCCAGUCCUGACUGCACGACCAUCCUGUGCAAACCCAACGGUGAGGCGAUCGCCUGGUACACUCCGAUCCACUGGAAGCAAGCAUGGGAGAAGUUAGAGACCGACAUUGAAUUUGAGAGAUGCUCAGUAGUGAUUCCAACAGUGAAAAGCCAUCUGUUUGGGUGGACAGUGGCAUCUGCGUCCUCCAUAAAUAAGGAAAAACCAGAGUCAGCAAAGAGAGAGUCCUCCCAGUGCGAGAUAGAGCACACCCGCCCUGCUCUCAGGAGAGAAAAGGAAAUCUCGCCGACCGUUUUACCCAACCGGAGUCCUUGGUGCCGCAGCCCCUAUGCCUCUCCGCAUCCCUACUGUUCGCUCAUCGAAUCACAGGACUCAGACUUUUCCGAGAGCAGGUUGGGUGCACAGCUGAAGCCUCAGCCAGCCAAGCCUGAAUCAGCCCCAGGGACCAAGAAAAAGAAAUCAAAGUCAGAAAAAAAUAGAAAAAAGCUCAAUCUGUGAAACCCCCAGUGAUGCAUCAGUUCCCAAAGUUCUGCCGCCAUCUCACCACCGUCCGCUGGCCACAGUGGUUACACUGGCUGCCUGUGCCGAUCCUGUCUGCCCCGCUUCCUCCUAUUGCAUCACGGUGUGCUGUGGGAAGCAUGGAGGGGCCAGCAGGCUGCGCUCUCGUCAUGCAGGUUAAAGACAUUCCAUGGUUUAAAGGCAGCAGAUUGCCAGGGAGUAUCUACAAGUUUUUACCCACAGGCGAGACCAGAGCUCAGGCAGUCCCAGGCUGAGGCCUCCUGCCUAGACUUUAUAGAGGCCUCAGCCUGUUCAGGAGGGAAAACAAAGCUGUGUCCUGUUUGUUCCAUUUUAAAUGUGUUACCUGGUUGCUGUAGGUCUGGGGUACACUUAGACAGUCCAAGGAAAGCUAGUUUGGUGCCAAUAUAAAGGGAAUGAGAGGUGGAAACGUCUGGUAAACCUGUAACCUACCCUAGACUUCCGGUCUUUCUGUUCAAAGCUCGGGAUAAGCCAUUCUUGUAACACAGCUAGAGUCUUAGGAGUAGGGAAGUUCUGCCGAGCAAUAAAGCUGUUGCCUAAGCGUGCAUGUUACAGAGUUGAAUUAGUGAGGGGAAACAUGGAUAACAAAACCUUGGCGAAAGCAGAAACAGCACAAAAUGAUUUCUCCUCCAUGAUCACCCUGCUCAAGAGUAACAGAAACAAUUCCUCCAUGAUUUCCCUACAUGAGUGUGACAGAAACAAUUCCUCCAUGAUCACCCUAUAUAUGAGUGUGACAGAAACGAUUCCUCCAUCAUCCUCCUACACAUGAGUGUAACACAUGAUUUCUCCUCCAUGAACACCCUCCACAUGACUGUGACAUGAUUAUCCUCCAUGAUCACCCUACACAUGAGUGUGACAUGAUUCCUCCUCCAUGAUCACCCUCCAAAUGAGUGUAACCUGAUUUCUCCUCCAUGAUCACCCUACACUUUGCCUCUGGUCUCUCUGACUAAACGUCUAACAGAUAGAACUUGAAGGAGAGGAAUGUGGCGCAGCCAUGGUCCCCAUGCUCUUGAACAAACCCUAGUGCAUGUCACAGAGACAUCACCCCACUUAGAAGACAGGGAGUAGCAGAAGAAAUGGGAAAUGGCCAGGAUGACACAACCCCAAGAACCCAACUCCCACAUGUCCCUGCCUCCCAACAGGACUUUAUGAAUCCAUCAAGAAGUUGAUUCAUCCGUCAGGCCAGGCCAACUGUCUUUGGAAGCAUCUUCUAGAUACACCCAGUGGUGUGCUUCCCUAACCCCUGUUUUAGUACAGUUGAGUAGACAAUCACAACUUGUAGAUGGAGGUCUUUUCCGCCAGCAGCCUCAAAUAACCCCAUGGAGACUUCUUAUUAAUUUUGAAAGCUUGGCCUUCAGUAUAUGCUUCUCUCAACUAACUCUUAUAGUAUAAAUUCACACGCUUAUUAUAUUAACCUACAUUCCAUCAUGUGGCAUUGCCUCUCUUUCGUCUUACCCCUCCUGUUUCCUCUCCUUCUGGCUGAUGAUCUGCCCAUUUUUCCUAGAGUCCUCUCUGUCUCCAGAAGUCUCACCUAACCUCUUCCUAGCUGUUGGCCAGGCACAGCAGUGCGUUUUCACACAGUGUGGGACGUCCCACAACUGAACAACACAGGGAGUGAGCCAAGAUCUGCUAAUUCCCGUCUGGAUCUAGCAGUGACACUAGGAAGUCCCUGACUGGAUUAACUAUAUUUCCGUGACAACUGAAGCACAUUUCCAGUCUUCAUAUUUAGGUACCUUUGCCAUUCAAGACAGUAUCCAUCAACAGAUAAAUGGAUUUGUAAAAUAUGUGCUUCUAUACAAUGUCAUCUUACUGAGCUGUAAAAAGAUGUGAUUCAGACACAUGAGCAUGAACUGGCGUGAGCUAGACACAAAAGGGCAAGUAGUUUGGGGGUGGUGCUUUAUCUCAUGGAGAAAUGACAAGAGCUAGAGAGCACAGCUGUAGGAGGAGAGAGCUUGUUCUUCCGGGCCGCCCAGAACCGAAAUAAUCACACAGAAACUGUAUUAAUUAAAAUACUGCUUGGCCUAUUAGCUCCAACUUCUUAUUGGCUAGCUUUUACAUCUGAAUUUACUCUAUCUCCAUUAUCUGUGCAUACCACGAGGUCAUGGCCUAACAGCACAGUUUUAGCACAUCUGUCUCUGUGGCAGCUCCAUAGCGUCUCUCUGACUCCACCUCCUUUCUCCCAGCAUUCCAUUUAGUUUUCCCUACCUAGCUCUGUUCCCCUAUAGGUUGCUAUAGGCCCAAAGCAGUUCCUUUAUUAACCAUUGAUAUUCACAGCAUACAGAGGGAAAUCCCACAUCACACAGCCCAGCUUUCCAGGAGUUUGUGGUGGAGAAAGAGGAUGGGGAAGCUACUCUGUGGGUACAGAGUCUGUGGGGGUACUGAGAAGGUUCUAGAAAUGGAGAGGGGAUAGCAGCUGCCCAGAGUUGUGGAUAGACUUAAGGCUGAUGUACUGAAUAUUUUAAAAUGAUCAGAAUGUUUGGUACCAACAUCUGGUAUCUCUAGCAUCUCUAAGAUGAGAAGAAGCCACAGCACAGUCUAAAGUAUCUGAGAAGAGAGGCCUCACUUGACAAGGUGAUUCCUUAUGUGCAGUGCUGAGUCUAAAGGUUCUCAAAGGCACCACCCAUGUAUGGUGUGGAGUAAAGACAGCCUGGCUGAGACACACAGAUCAUGCUUUCUCUGAAUUCCCCACACUCAGGCCAACUUGAACAUUUUCAGAAACUCGUCCCACUUUAUGCCAAGGUGGCCAGAAGGCAUCACCUCUGAAAUCCAAACUGGCUAAGUUGUGUGGGCUGUUCUGUUACGUGGUUGCUAUGGCAACGGUCACCACAGUGCUUUGGAGACACUAGAAGGAGCCCUUAGAGCGCACAGUGCAUGUUGACUUGGCUUCCAAUCUCUUCAGCUCUCCGCGUGAUGACUCAUUUGCUCACACUAGAAAUAAGCACACAGCCAGAAAGGCCUGGGACUUUGGCUGAUAAACAGUCUCCUAAUGGCCUUCCGUGUACCCUUUCCCUCCAAAAUUGUGGUAAAAACACAGAAAACAAGGGUCCACAUAAGUCUCGGGUAUCUCCAGUUUCCUCUCCUGCCAGCAGAGUCUUCCUAGAUCCAAAACAUCGCAACUCGGUCUUCCUCGUGUUUGUGGACUGUGUUGUAGAGUCCUUUCUUCUGUGUCUCUGGCUUCUCGGUGCUUUAUCAAGAAGCUGUCUCCUUUCAAUACUUCUGCACAUCAUCUCCUCCAGUGGUCAAAAUAUGCCCUGUGUGUCUGCUGCUCACUCCUGUGAGUGUGUUCUGAAGAGUACAACAACCCUUUGUCCUUGCCAGAGCCAAGUACACCCUUGACUCUGGGGUCCUCACUAGGUUCCUUUCCAGUUACACCAGUCAGCAGGAGCUUCCAGGGCAUUGCCUCACUGUCUUCCGACACUGGGAGUGUCCCCUAGGUUGGGGGCUCUGGAUGAGGUUAGCACAUGUCCACAUCCACACAGGAACAUUUAGGGGUCAUCACCUUGGAGCCCCUGUUUUCCUAACCUUCUCUGAACGUUCAAGGAUUGGCCCGAGUUCAGUUUCAACAGGUUUGGAGAGCUGCAGACUCCAUCUCCAGGGUCAGAAAUGGGUCCUUCUGUGCUGUCCUUUGCCUCCAUUAGCCUCUUGUCUGUGUAAAUGAAGUACUAACUCCCAGAAUGCCCCUGGGAGUGCAGUUUCCAAGGGUUACGUUACCUUUGAAGCCAGCCUGGAUGUCUAAGUCCCCACAGUUCACCCCCAGCACUGCGUAAAUGAAUAUGGUGGCAAAGGCCUGUGAUCUCAGCCCUUGAGAGAUAGGCCCGAGGCUCAGGAGCCGCAAGGUCAUCCUUGGCGACAUAGUUCAAGGCCAGCCUGGGCCACUAGAGCCCCUGUCUCAAACAAAAAAGGAUAGAAGUUUAAAGGGGGGGAGUAAAAAAAUUUAUCACUUGCCCUCUCCCAUAAUGGGAUCCCUAUGGAACCCCAAUAUCCAGAGCUUUUGUAAGAAGUUGAGUUUCCCUCCUUUUAAAAAGGAUGAAUAAGAGAAAAAGCACAAUUCCUGCAGGAGAGUAAAUUACACAACACACUUUUCUAAAGCUUUCACAUGUUGGGCGACGUGCUAACGGGACAAGGAGCCCAAAGGAUGUUUUUUCUGAACCAGUUUUUUACUUAAUCCGAAAUGGAUUUUACUUAAACAAAAAUAAAUUCUGGUUUCUUUGGGGUUUUAUUCGUAAUCUCUACAUCAUCUCUCAGUGUGAAAAGGUCUGAACUGUUGACUCAAACCAACAAACUUAUAAGCACAUUAAAGAUUUGGAAGAAACAUGUUGAAUUCAGUGCAUCCGCCCCUUAUAUCCCGAUUUCAUCUCCUUUUGCUUUUAGUAACAUUGUGGUUUUUUGUAAUUUUAUACCAAGUGUGUACAGACUUCGUAAACAGCUCACACACCAUUGCACCAAAGCCCUCGUCAUUUGUUUCCAUUCAUUUAUGGGAUAACUAAAUGAGUUGUUUCUUAUUGUAAACGAUGCUUCAAGAAACAUUGGUGUGUAGAUGGAUUUUUCUUUGGGCCACCAGAUUACAAAAAAAAACAACAUAGAAAAUUAUUAUUAAUUAUGAAAGCUCAUCCUAUAGCUUUGGCUUCUCCCACUAGCUCUUAUAACUUAAAUCAACCCAUUUCUAUUAAUCUUCGCUUUGCCUUGUGGCUUUGUAUCUCUCUCCCAUCUUGCACCUCCUGUUUCCUCUGUGUCCUCUAGUGCCUCUCCCAUGCCUAGAUUAUUCUUCGUCUCUCUCUACCCAGAAGUCCUGCCUAACAUCUUCCUGUCUCGCUAUUGGUCAUUCAGAUCUUUAUUAAACCAAUCCAAAGGCGCCUUGGCAAAGACACAUUUUUACAGUGUACAAAAUGAUUAUUUUAAAACAUUUUUGGAUCCUCUUGUCUGUUCUAGCUUUAUUCUGUUGCUGUGAAUAAUAAAAAUAGGAAAUAAAAAAUAACUUUAAAACCUGACAAAAAGCAACUUGUGGAAAAAAGUUUACUUCAGUUUAUAAUUCUAGGUUAUAGCUCAUCGUUGAGAGGAAGCCACAGGGUGGGGACCAGCCACGUGACAUCCAGUCUAGAACAGAGAGAAACAGAUCCACGCAUGCUGCUUGCUCCAUUGUGCUCAACUCGAUUUCUCAAUUUCUCCACUUUUAUGCAGUUCAGGGACUCUUGCCUAGGGGAUGGUGCUGCCCACAGUAGGCUGGGUCUUCUUAUAUCAGCUAUGACCAUCCCACACAGACCUGUCCACAGACUAAACAAAUGUAGAUAGUUCCUCCCUAAGAUUCUGUCCAGGUUAUUCUGGAUUUUGUCAAGUUGACAAAACCAACCACCAAAUAUAUAAAUAUUUAAAAUGCUAGUGGUCACUUUUCUUUUUAAAAGUACUUAUAAGAGGGCUCUACAGAGACGGCUCUGGUUAAGAGCACCAAGUGCCCUUAUAGAGGACCCAGGUUCAGUUCCCAGCACCCACAUGGCCACUCACAAACCUGCAACUCCAGUCCCAGGGGACCCAAUGCACCUUACUGGCAUCUUCAGGCACUGGGCUUGCCUUUGGUGGAGGCAUUUAUACAUACACACAAAAAUAAAUCCUAGAAAAAAAUGACUUUAUCAUAUAAAAGAAAUAAAUAAAUUCUAGAAGUACCUAGAGAAUGUUCCUUUAACUGAAAACUCUAGUGGAUAAGGUACAGAUAUUUUCUAUAUUUGCACUUCCCAUCCUCAACUCCUAAUUUCUUUCUGGUUUCCAAAACCAUAGGUCCAAGCUCCAAAAGUUGCUGUCUUUUUCUCAGACUCUUGCUCUCUCCCUCUCCCUCUUCUCCCCCGUCUGCUCCCUUCCCCUUCUUUCUUCCUCCCUCCCUAGGCCCACAUGUCUGGCCAGUUUGAGGAAAGUUCCCUUGGUUCCCUCAUUUUGAUCUGUGCAAACAGACCCGGCCUUGAAGGUGGUUAGGGGCUCACGUGGUCCUGCUGUCUGUAAAGUAUCCACAGCCUUCAGAGGAGGCAUGUCGGGAAAGGGGUGCUUUAACCAAGGAGGUAAAUACCUACGGUUAUUAUGCAUAACUUUCCUGCCCCCUAAGCCUACACCACAACCGUUAGUCCUCCUUUAAGACACCCUGAUAGGCCUGAUGGCCAUUUUAUUCUCUGUUGGCGUUCCUCCACUUUUAGGGACAUGUCAAAACCUGGGAGGAAGGGCCAUAAUUCUUAAAGAAAUGGCGGUCAGACUGAACUGUGUGGACUUAACAGAAAAGGUCAGUGAACUGGGCGAUGGUCAUUUUACAGUCUUUGACCAAACACUGGCGUGGCACUGUGCCAAGGGAGGCAGGCGGCAGAGAACGAGUGCCAAGUGCACUGCAACCGCAGCACCUGGGAACAGCCUCGGAGCCUCGGAGCCUCUGUUGACAAAGGAUAAUUAAUUUAAUUGUCAACAGCUGUUCCUAAAUAAGGAGGAAGUCACAGACAGUUGCCCAGCUCUGCACCUGGGGCCUGAGGCGCUCUGAGGAGAUUCCAGACUGGCUCUGGAGACAGGAGGGCCUUCUUUGGGAAAAUAGAAAAUGUGAUUAAAGCCACUUCUCGUCUCUUGCUGUAAGAGGGACGUAGGAGGGACGACUCAUCUCUGACUCUCUUGUUGCUGAAUCACUGGGGGCUUCAGCACUGGACAUUUAAGCCGUUCUGUCUAAAAGGAACAAGAGACAACCCAAAUCACGAGACACAUGGGUCCACACAGGUAUGCUGGUUGGCUGUUAGUGUUGGCUUAACUCUUACAACUAAUCCUUUGUUUCCUCGUCAAAGUAAGCUGACAAUCUUAGAACUUUAAGGAUAAUUUAUCUAGACAAAUAAAAUAUAAUUACUGGGAAAUGUAAACUGAAACCUGAUGGAGACGGUGGAGCUGGUGACUUAGGGAUCCCAUCCGCAUACAGCCCCAUGAUGAUGCCCAGGCCGAAGCUGGUGCUGAGGGCCAUGUCUGGGUCUAUGGUCCUGCUGCAGCUGGGGUCUGUGAGGAUGCCCAUGGCUCCUUGUUGCUAUUGGGGGUCAUAGGAACCCUGCAUGUUGAAAUAUGAAGGAGGGCCAUACUGAGCCAGCCCUGCCCCUUACUGGAUUGCUGGACCUGCCCCUUGCUGAUCACUGCUGCAAGAGAAUUGGCCACACCCCCAUAAGAGAGCUGGCUCCACCCCUCUGUAUGGGCGUGGGAAAGAUGACUGCCCCUUGACUGAGGGAGGUGGUUCCAGUGGCGUGGACCAAUCAGCUCAGCUACGACUUGAGACCCACAUCCUGGACCUUGGCUUGGCCCACCCUACGCCAUCUAGGACCUGUUGGGGUGUGUGGAGGGCCUGGUCCUGUGAAACCAUAGCUGCAGGGUCCCUCUGACUUGGGAUAGCUGCAGGAUAUUGGAAGGGAGUUUGGGUGAGUCUCCAGUGGGGAUGGUGUGCCAGGGGCCUUGAACCAGACCAAUGACUCAUUGCAAUGAGCAUUUUGUGAGCGGGCUGACUGGACAAAAGGAUGUACUGUGCCAUCCACCACAGCACCCAGUGCCGCUAG